This is a messenger RNA of Epinephelus fuscoguttatus (brown-marbled grouper), 3077 nucleotides long. It is a transcript of the gene vamp8, whose product is annotated as vesicle-associated membrane protein 8 (endobrevin). The record is from RefSeq and is a predicted model, not a curated record. NCBI's taxonomy places the organism in Eukaryota, Metazoa, Chordata, Actinopteri, Perciformes, Serranidae. Gene Ontology annotation, molecular function: SNAP receptor activity; syntaxin binding. Gene Ontology annotation, cellular component: plasma membrane; SNARE complex. The transcript has 3 exons. Bases 183 to 551 code for a protein of 122 amino acids. Gene Ontology annotation, biological process: vesicle-mediated transport; Golgi ribbon formation; SNARE complex assembly.
AGUUUGAAGGAAAAAAAAACAACAACCAGGAAGUUAAACAGAGGAGGAAACGUAUUCGCUGUGUUGGAGCAUCAAACGCUCAAAUCUUUAAAAAGGUUUUUACAAAGGUUUCCAACAACAGCGACAACUUUAAGUAAAGUUGGUCCAUCGGGUUGUGGUCAAAGGGCACUGUUUCCAACAAGAUGGACAAUGAUCCGGAGCGGGGAGGUGUAGCGGCAGCGCCGGAGCCACAGGACAAGGUGCAGGCCUUAAGGGAUCAGGUAGAUGGAGUGAAAACCAUCAUGACGCAUAAUGUGGACCGAAUCCUGGCCCGAGGAGAGAGACUGGAUGACCUCAUGGGCAAGUCAGAGGACCUGCAAGCAGGGGCUCAGCACUUCAAGCAGACGUCCCAGAAAGUGGCUCGCACCUACUGGUGGAAGAACGUCAAGCUGGUCGUGGUCAUCAUUGUGGUCGUCCUCAUCAUCGUCCUCAUCAUCAUCCUGCUGGCCACCGGAGUCAUCCCUGUCAGUGCCCCUGUGCCUCCUAUAGUCACUCCCACCAAAAAGCCCUAAACACACCCACACACGAUGUAUAUACAGUCAACAAACACAUUCUUAUUGCACAAUAUACAAAGUAAUAUAUAGACUCUAGCAGACAACUGCUGUCUGGUGAAACCCUUAUUAUUUCUGAGUUAGUUUCUACUGGUAGCUUUCAUGCUUCUGUUGGAAUUCAAGGACUUUGUGCUUUGGUUUAAGGAACUGUAAUGGCACAUUAGCUUUUGAAAUCCUUUCAAAACCCAAUUUCAGCAUAGCCAUUUUUUUGAAUUUGUGAGAAAUGAAAUGAAAGUGUCUGGAAGGUCUGAGGUCUUCACCUGACAGCAGCAAAAACACUGUCCCUGUUUUCAAAGGAUGCUUCAAACCACUACACCAGCGCCUCUUUGUUUAACUGUUUCACCAUCAACGGUUAUUUCAUCCUGGCAGAGACCACGUCACUUUAAUGUGUGUAGAUGGAAAUAAUGAGUGUGGAUUUCUCCAGUAUCAUUCCAGACAUGUUUGCGUUGAAUGUUAUCACUUAUUGCACCUUUGCAAAGGGCAGUGUGUAUAGUUUAUAAGAUGAAGAAUGCAGUUCCUAAAAGAAGUCAGGAAACAUGUUUUUGCUGAUAUUGGACAAAUGCACCUGAUGCAAAUCUGUAACAAUUUUAGGUCACACUGUGUUUAAUGAAAGGCUGAAUUGUGUAUUGAAUAUAUAUGUUACCAGUUGUGGGCUUAUUCCUUUCAAAGUGCUUCCAAUUUCUUUUGUAGUCGGACAGUCUAGGCAAAAUAAUUACUAUAGAAAUUCUUUUUAAAUUUGUCAAAUAGUUAAUUGAAUGUAAACACUUGGCACUGCUUUAGUUCUUAUAAAAGUAUUGUAAUUAGCUACUUACUGGUUUUGAGGGUUGAUGUUUGAAGAAAGGUUUGUAAUAUUACACAGAGUUUAAGAAACAAUUGCUGUGCACAAAAAUCAUCAUAUAACUGUACUGACCUUCAAAACGGUGAGUAGGGACACAGUUGGGUACAACACACAGUCUGGGAGUGUAUAUUUAAACAUCCAGUGUGUAGGAUUUAGGGGGAUAUAUUGGCAGAAAUGGAAUCCAGUAUUUAUAACUAUGUUUUAUGUAUGAUCACAUGAAACUAAGACUCCUUGUGUUUUCCUUACCUUAGAAUGAGCCUUUUAUAUCCACAUACAGAGCAGGUCCUCUUCAACAGAGGCUGUCAUGUUGUUCUGCAGUAGCCCAGAACAGAAAACCCAAACUCUGGUUCUAGAUAGGGCCAUUGGCAUUUUUGUGUCAGCCUCUGUAGUUUCUCCUACAAGCUUGGCAUGCAGGAGAAGUUUCAGUUGGCAGCAAUCUGCAGCAUCACCACUAUAUGUCAUGAAAUCCUACAUACUAGACCUUUAAAUGUACAGCAUUGAUUCAGGCCAUAAAAAUUAGCAGGACCUUAAGUUUGAAUAUGACACAGCAUUUGCAGUAAUGUAUUUUUUCUACUCAACAGAGAUGCAUUGUCUUUAGAGGGAAAGUUAACACAGAAUUGUAGAUUUGUACAUUUGUGCUCUGCAGUAUCCGCCUUUUUAAAAGAUCAUGUUUAUUUUCUCCUUUUACCUCUAGAAAUAUUGCAGUUUAAAUGUUUUGCUUUGGUACUUAGAUUCAAUAAACAGCCCACUGGGGUCAGCCGCCAAAGAUCUGUUCACACAUUUGUAGUUUUGAGGAGAUCAGGCUCUUCCAGCCAACCAGCUGAGAGAGAUCCUUUACAGCCCCUCCAUGGUUCCCCUUGCUGGGUGCAUGUCAACCAAUAGGCCCCCACAGUCACAGCUUACAGCGAGAAAAUCUUAUAGAAUACAAAUAAGCCUGUGGCAAAGAUCCUGUGUGUCUCACCUCCCACCUCUUUCUGCUGUUACAGUACCAGUUUAGUUUUAAAGAGGUCAAAAUAAUCACCAUUAUGAGCUGUAAAUAGUCAACAUGGUCUCACCUUUAUGUAUAUUUGCAACAGCCUUGAACCUAAUGUGUUAGUGGAAGGAUAUGUUCUUUUAGAGGCUAUUUAUUUAAUGCUUUGUCAUUCAUGUUCUCUUUUUUUAAUCAAAAAUGAACCAGUGAAAGCUGUAUGUGAUUUCUGUAUAAACAGGUAAUCCAGACUCAUUAAUCUUAAAAUGGUUCAGUUCAAUCACUCUGUUCUUAAUCAUGUUUCAGCUGUCGGUAUAAAAAGGAGGCUGUGUUGGAACAAAUUCUUUAUUGUGUGUUUCUUACAUGGCUCUGGGGUGCAGUAAUCCAAACCUCUUUGCCUGUUCACACACUCAUACUGACCUGAUUCAUGCUGUUAGAGAUCACAAGCACAUUUGUGUUCAUGCAGGCUGCAGCAGGUCUGUCAUUGUGUUAGAGGCCUUGUCCAGUGUCUUUAACUCUUGUCGUUUUGGAACCUUAAUCUUUAAACAGAUGUAAUGUCAGACUCCAGCUGACCUGUGAUGUACCUGGACGCUUGAUUAGAAUUCUCAUGGUCUUAAUCUGAUUACUUAUGGUAUUUAAUGGUUUUAAUGGUCUGAUAUGAAAUAAAUAGUAUUUACCUCUG